ACUCUUUCUCCCUGCAUAAAUGCUCGGUACUCAGUCCAUGACACAAAUUGCUCAAAAUCAGACGUAAACCCGGCAAUUGCUUCAUUUCGUUUUGUAUUAUUUUCAUAUCCGGUUAGAAUGGAAUACAAAAUUCUGAUUAUUGCCGUUUGCAUUUUGUCGUUGCAAAACGGACUUCUGGUGAAUGGAUACAAAGUACAAGCGGAAAAGCAUCCAGACCAUCCAAACGAAUGCUGGGACAAAGAGACGAACAGCUUCUAUCAAAGUGGGUCGUUAAACCAACGCAAGGGCAAGUGUGAAAUGAUAAGGUGUUACGCCGAUUACUCCAUGGAUGCAGUUGGGUGCCAUUCGAAACCAGCACAAACUGGUUGUUCGAUAUCAUCAACGGAUUUUAGCAAAUCCUAUCCAGAUUGUUGUCCGCGCAUAAAUUGCCAAGGUGCACCACAAACUGGAAAUACUCACCAGACGGCUUCGACACAAGCGACACUUGCUCAACCGGGUGCAACUACCAAAAAACCAUCAACAACGAUUCACUUACCGGUUGUGACUCAAAAGCCGGCUACCAAAACAAAAUAAAAAAUUUUUAUUGACAUUUUAUUUUUUUGGCAGUCCAUUGAACAUUGUUGAAUUAUCAUUUAAAUUUAUUUAUGUCGCAAAAAAAAUUGAAUAAAAAUUCGCAAUAAAAACGAAAAUUAACAUCA
Messenger RNA from Culicoides brevitarsis, 698 nucleotides. RefSeq lists its product as uncharacterized. The transcript has 3 exons. The record is from RefSeq and is a predicted model, not a curated record. The coding region runs from base 118 to 573 and encodes 151 amino acids. Lineage: Eukaryota; Metazoa; Arthropoda; Insecta; Diptera; Ceratopogonidae.